This is a messenger RNA of Pseudoliparis swirei, 3109 nucleotides long. RefSeq names its product SH2 domain containing 3A (gene sh2d3a). Lineage: Eukaryota; Metazoa; Chordata; Actinopteri; Perciformes; Liparidae. The transcript has 19 exons. Gene Ontology annotation, biological process: small GTPase-mediated signal transduction; positive regulation of peptidyl-serine phosphorylation. Bases 74 to 2659 code for a protein of 861 amino acids. Gene Ontology annotation, molecular function: guanyl-nucleotide exchange factor activity; phosphotyrosine residue binding. The record is from RefSeq and is a predicted model, not a curated record.
AUGAGAUAGAAAAAAAUAUUACGAGGAGAAGGAGAGGAGCCCUCGUGGCCCUCGGUGGACCCUGCCAACAGACAUGAAUAACCGCUCCAUCGCCUGGUGGCUGAAACAGAUCGGCCUGCCCCAGUACACCAAGACACUAGAGGGAGAAUAUUAUGGUCUGGAGGGUUUGCUGAGUGUAACGGACGGAGAGCUGAAGGACUCAGGGGUCGAGGAUGCCACGCACAGGGAGACCAUCCUCAACCAGCUGGCAAGACACCGGCAGACACUGGAGCCGCACUCUGGUGACACUCGCUGGCCCAAAAUCCAAUAUUCAAAUUGUGUGCACGUGGAGCGCAGAGUCAGCCGGAAGUACUCCCUGGGCUCUUCUAUUGAUCUGGUGAAGCCGAGGAAGGACCUGUUUCGUCACAGCAUGAUGCCCCGCCUCCUGCGCGCCGAUAAGAAGCCCCGCCUCUCCGCCUCCUGCUCCCAGCUCCGCCCACUGAACGAGGACAACGCUGUCAGCGAGGCAGAGCGCCUCCAGGACAGCAAACACAGCAAGAGGAGGAGUGUCAGCGCAUACCUCAGCCAGCUGAAGGUGUUCGGUGGUCGGAGAGACAUGGACUCGUUAAAGAAGGAGCUGGAGGAGGAGCUGAAGCUCGGCACCGAUGACCCGACGAGCCAUGCGUGGUUCCACGGACCGCUGGGCCGAGAGGCUGCAGAGUCUUUGUUUGAGAGGGACGGAGACUUCCUGGUCCGAGACUCGAGCUCUUCCCCCGGCGACUACGUUUUGAGCUGCUUUUGGAAGGACGGGCCGAUGCACUUCAAGAUCAUACGAGUGAUCCUUCGUCCAAAAAAGGGCUACUCCCGGGAGCUGUUCCAGUUCGAGGAGGAUCGCUUCGACAACGUUCCCGCUCUGAUCCGGUUCUACGUGGGCGGGCGUCGGCCCAUCUCCCAGGCCUCUGGCGCUGUGAUCUUUCACCCGACCACACGGACCCUUCCUCUGCGUGUCAUCAUCGAGCGACAUGGAGAUCCCACCACGAUCAGCAGCAGCACCAGCAGCAGCACUAUGAGUAGUCAUAGUAAUGGUGGCGCAGGGAAGGAAAGACACACUCACGCCAACCAAAGGCGCAGCUUCAGUUCUGCACACACCGACACACUGCAGGUCAUCAACCCACUGCUGAGGAGUGGAAGCCAGCCUGCCAACUUGGAGAACGUCGGACGGAGACCGUCGCUCCAGUCCGCCCAGUCCGACAGCAACCUGCGAACCGGCGUCCCACAGAACACCCCUUCGAAGAACACCGACCCCGCCCCCAUCUCCCCGGUGUUUCGCACAGGCAGCGAACCGCUGCUGAGCCCCCGACCGCGAAACACGCGCCCCUCCCACCCAGGUGGUGGCGUAACCUUGCGAGGUUCCGAUGGACAGCUGCACCCCAGAGCUCCUCCCAAACCUUUCAGGGUCUCCACUUUGUUUGCCAACGGCAUCCCCCCCCCACCCACCGGCCGGGCCGUUGACCCCUCCUCUUUCUACGACGAGCUGGUCAUCCAGGUGCCGCAGGCCCAGCAGAAAGGUCACGUGGACCGACUGCGCGCAGAGGAGAAGUGGCAGAGCCGCGCCCGCCUCACAGAGACUUCCUUUGGCUUCCUGGAGGCCCAGGAGAGCGCGGCGGCGGCGGCGUCAUCGCCACCGCCGACGCUGCCGCAGAAGAGAACAGCGGAGGAAGGGGAAGACUGGCAUUUUGAAACGCCCCAUGUGGAGUCGGUCUCGUGUUUCCAGUUGGAUCAGUUUGAGUCGCUGCUCUUGCCGGACAACAACCGGCCCCUAGAGCCCGGCGUCCUGCUGACCCUCAAGGAGUUGUUCAACCGCUCCAACGCCGACGUCACCGCUCUGCACAUGCUCAGCGUCGACUGCCAGGUAGCACGCAUUGUUGGGGUGACGGAGGAGCAGAAGACGCUUAUGGGCGUCGGAUCAGGGCUGGAGCUCGUGACUCUGCCCCACGGACGCCAGCUACGACAGGAUUUGUUAGAAAGGCAUCAUCUCGUAUCACUUGGAAUCGCAGUGGACAUCCUCGGCUGCACAGGAACUGUGAGCCAAAGGGCAACCGUCUUACACAAGUUGAUCCUAUUGGCUCAGGCCCUGAAGGAACACGCCCACAACCUCUACUCCUUCUCAGCUGUGAUGAAGGCUCUGGAGAUGCCUCAGAUAAUGCGACUGGAGAUGACGUGGCGAGCACUCAGGAGGACGCACACGGAGACGGCCAUUUUAUUUGAGAAGAAACUCAAACCCUUCAUGAACUUGCUGAACGACGGAGACGACUCCGUGGUCCACGGCCCCCUCGCCGUGCCUCACCUGGUUCCUCUGCUGAUGGCGAUGGAGGGCGACGACCCCGUGGAGAACAGCGAGCGCGGCUGCCAGCUUCUCUACGGCGUCCUCCAGGCCGCUCGCAGCGCCGCGCUGCACGCCCGCGACUACCAGCAGCACGCACAGUCCCUGCUCACCGCAGGAAGCUGGGAGCCGGUGCCCGAGCUGCUCGAGGCUUUCCGCACCGAGUUUGCCCUGCGGCUGCUCUGGGGUCAGUCGGGGGCGGAGGCCGACCGGGAGGAGCGCUACGACAAGUUCGACAAGAUCCUCCACGUGCUCUCCGACAAACUGGAGCCCGUGGAGAUGACCCCGCUGACCUGAGCCGCCGCUUCGCCACGUGGAAGGUGAAAGUCGGCAUUUUGACGGGAGGAAGGCAAGAUGAAAGUGAAAUGUUUUUCCAGUCUCGCCCGCCGAGACCACACGGACAUAAAGGAGACGGUGUUUUUGAGACGCGAGAGACUUCCAAGCUCGUCAAGUUUAACUUAUAAAGGAGUGAGUUGAGUGGCCCGGGUCUUUUACUGUCAAGAGCUGCGAUGGAUUCACUGAACGUGGGACGCAGUGGUUAACUUCUGGAAAUAUGCAUUUCUGAUACUCAAGACAAUGUUUUAUCAACACACACACACACCUCCUGAUACUCAAGAGACUAUACACACACUCAAACUGACCUGCUGCUGUGAGGAGACCACACUGGGAAUUGUUUUUUAUUUCAAUGUUUUCAAUGCAAUACAUGUCUCACCAAUGAAACUGUAAAGAAACAAAGAGGAGAAGGUG